GGAGAGACGGCGAGCGAACGGUCGUGAGCUGCUUUGCCCACUGUAGCUUCGGCGUCUCGGCACGGAACCGCCGUAGGAGAGGCAGUCUCUUCUCUCUCUCCGUCUUCUCGCUUUGUGAGAGACCUUGUAAUCAAAGGAGAUGGCUAGCAAUGUUACCAACAAAACAGACCCUCGAUCCAUGAAUUCCCGUGUAUUCAUUGGGAAUCUCAAUACACUUGUGGUCAAGAAGUCUGAUGUGGAGGCAAUCUUUUCAAAGUAUGGCAAAAUUGUGGGUUGCUCUGUGCAUAAGGGCUUUGCCUUCGUCCAGUAUGUUAACGAAAGAAAUGCCCGAGCUGCUGUAGCUGGAGAGGAUGGCAGAAUGAUUGCUGGCCAGGUUUUAGAUAUUAAUCUGGCUGCAGAGCCAAAAGUGAACCGAGGAAAAGCAGGUGUGAAACGAUCUGCAGCGGAGAUGUACGGUUCCUCAUUUGAUUUGGACUAUGACUUUCAACGGGAUUAUUAUGACAGGAUGUACAGUUACCCAGCACGUGUUCCUCCUCCUCCUCCGAUUGCCCGAGCUGUGGUACCUUCUAAACGUCAGCGCGUUUCUGGAAACACCUCUCGAAGGGGGAAAAGUGGAUUCAAUUCGAAGAGUGGACAACGGGGAUCUUCAUCUAAGUCCGGAAAGUUGAAAGGUGAUGACCUUCAGGCCAUCAAGAAGGAGCUGACUCAGAUAAAGCAAAAAGUAGAUUCUCUGCUGGAAAGCCUGGAAAAAAUUGAAAAGGAACAAAGCAAGCAAGCAGACUUGUCCUUCUCAUCCCCAGUAGAGAUGAAGAAUGAAAAGUCUGAAGAAGAGCAGAGCAGUGCCUCUGUGAAAAAAGAUGAGACUAAUGUGAAGAUGGAGUCUGAGGCCGGUGCAGAUGAUUCUGCUGAGGAGGGUGACCUGCUGGAUGAUGAUGACAAUGAAGAUCGGGGGGAUGACCAGCUGGAGUUGAUCAAGGAUGAUGAAAAAGAGGCUGAGGAAGGAGAGGAUGACAGAGACAGCGCCAAUGGAGAGGAUGACUCUUAAGCACAUAGUGGAGUUUAGAAAUCAUUAUUCAUUUACCUAGGCGCUUGUGAGAGAUCACAGUAACAGCAGAUCCUCUCCCCUAGAACUUCAGCACAUUCUCACUGUUCACCCUCUCCUUAUCCUUCCUGUUUCAUUGAUUCAUAAUUGCCCUGCGCCUAGUUCCAUUUUCACUUCCUUUGAUGCUCCUUAGUAGUUUUGUUAAGUCUUACCUUGUAAGUUUUGCUUUUAAUUUUGAUACCUCUUUGACUUAACAAUAAAAAGAUGUAUGGUUUUUAAAAAAAA
Molecule: messenger RNA, 1327 nt
Organism: Peromyscus eremicus (cactus mouse)
Lineage: Eukaryota; Metazoa; Chordata; Mammalia; Rodentia; Cricetidae
Product: heterogeneous nuclear ribonucleoprotein C
Exons: 2
Coding region: 140-1045 (301 amino acids)
Cellular component (GO): nucleus
Molecular function (GO): RNA binding
Source: RefSeq, a predicted model, not a curated record